This is a messenger RNA of Dromaius novaehollandiae (emu), 5234 nucleotides long. It is a transcript of the gene TAPBPL, whose product is annotated as TAP binding protein like. The coding region runs from base 317 to 1696 and encodes 459 amino acids. NCBI's taxonomy places the organism in Eukaryota, Metazoa, Chordata, Aves, Casuariiformes, Dromaiidae. Gene Ontology annotation, cellular component: MHC class I peptide loading complex. The record is from RefSeq and is a predicted model, not a curated record. Gene Ontology annotation, molecular function: MHC class I protein complex binding; TAP complex binding. The transcript has 7 exons. Gene Ontology annotation, biological process: peptide antigen assembly with MHC class I protein complex.
AAGAAGCCGACGCAACAUAGACGCUUAAAGAGGGACUCAGUGAAAAAAAACAUCUGCAGGUCUGGGGAUGCCCUUCAAUCCCGGUCUAUAGCACUCCACUUUUCUGCUUUCUCAAGACUUCACGAUUAAGCCCUCAGACUCAGAUGUUUGGUAAAGAAAGAGUUAAUGAGUUUAAAUUUUUUUUUCUGCUGCUGUGUUGCCAGAGUGAAAGUGAAAUCAAAAGCAGGAGCCUGUCAGCAGUCUGGGACAAGGUUUGAUUCCUGUAAGGUCUUCUGGGUUCGGGGGCCAUUUGGAGACCCUGUUUCCCAAGGACAGCAUGAUUCAAGAGCUCCUUUUCUUCUGUGGUCUGCUGGGUCUGCAUGCAGGGUCAACAAACGAUCGCACAGCCACACCUCCAUUUCGAACAGUGGAUAUAGUCCUGGAAUGCUCCUACCUGGGGGAAGCUCCGAAGGGCUUGCUAGGUGCUUUUGGUGGCUCGUUCUCCAAGGACCUUGCUACCCUUGUGCUGAGGGACGUCAGCGUCAGAGAUGAUGGGAGCUUGGGUGAGGCGACUCAUUACAAAGUGCCGUGGAAAAGUGCUGGCUCCUCUUCUCGCAUUAUUUUUGAAGCCUCAGCCCCAUCGGUAUCCAUCCCACAUGCAGAGGCCCUGCUGCAUGCCGACUGUAGUGGGGAGAAGGUGAACUGUGAGAUCUCCCCAUACAACUUCCAGCAGCAUGGCAAGGGGCCCUGCCCUGCCUCCUGGUUCAUGGGGACUCUGCGCCUAUCCAGAGGGAUCAGUAUUGCCCUGGUGCUCAGAGGCCCCCACUGCAGUGGCGAGCAGGCGGACAAGUCAGAUGCAAUACUGCACCCAAAGCUGAGGAUUCCUGUGAGCGAGAAGGGGACAGUGCUGACCACAGUUGAAUUGCAGUCAUCGUCAUGCAACACUUCCCUGCGCACCCAUCUUGGCGGCUUGGUCACCCUUGACUGCCACUUUGCCUUGGCUCCCAGCUCCCUGCUCUCCUCCCUGGAGUGGAGGAGGCAGCACCGAGGCAGCGGGCGAAGGCUGUUUCGGUACCAGGCAGGGAGCACAGGCCCAAGAGUGGAGCCAAAAGUCCAUGUGGAUUUGCCACAGUUGCUGGGGAAUGGAGAUGCAUCACUUAAACUGCAAGAAGUGAACGUGGAAGACGAGGGCACGUACAUGUGUUUGGUGUCAACCCCACAGCACCAGAUCCAGCAUGUCAUCCAGCUGCAGGUGGCUGAGCCCCCAAGAGUUCGUGUGAUUCCAGAACAGGUGUCAUUCAAGAGAGAUGUCACUACUACUCUGACCUGUGACAUUGCUGGCUAUUACCCCCUGGAUGUCUCCGUGAGCUGGACCCAGAAGACUGCUGAGGAUGAAGCAGAAAUCACUCUCUCAAGUAUACGUUUCUCCAGCCACCAGCAAAGCCAAGAUGGCACCUACAGCAUCACCUCCUACCUGAGCAUCAGCUCAGCCACAGUGCAGGCACCAGCCACCUACAGCUGCCAUGUGUCACAUGUGGCCCUGGAGGAGCCCAUCUCUGUUAGUGCCUAUCUGAAGGCACCAGAAAAAACAGGAUCGGAAGGACUGGUGGGAGGCUUCAUUGCUACUGUCAUUUUCAGCAUUGUCCUCUUCAUUGUGCUCAGGAGGAAAAGGACAGUUAAACCAAAGUCUGAGCAACUUCUAGGGGCUUCAGAGUAAAAGAAGCCCUUGCCUACACUGCUUUGUCUCCCUUAUCCUGAUACAUCCUGCUCAGGAGAGCCAGCUCUGCCCAAAUAGUAACAGAGCUAUUGGUCAGUAUGGGCAGGGCUCCCCUUCAUAGAGGAGCUGAGUGACCUGGGAGAUGUGGAGUCAUGGAAAAACAUGUCUUCAUCGUGGGAGGGCAACACUGAUAGCCUCAACUCAUUGCUGGGAUGCCACAUUAGAUGCAACAUGCAUAGAUUUCUAGAAAUGCCUCUACUGCAGUUUCAGGGAAAAGUAAAUUGUAUAUAGUUGAAGUGUUUGUGACUAUACAUGAGUACCUGCAUAUUUUGUAAAUAAGCAUUCAAAAUAUAUAUAUGCACAUGUUGCAUAUUGCUAUAUGUCUGUAGCUGUAUAUAGAUUUGAUUAAGGCCUGAUAAUGCCUGAAUAAUGAAGACAUUCUUGUAUGUAUGUAUACAUCUUAACUGACUGUAGGGAUGGGUAAAUAUGUAUGCAGAACUGAUACUUCAAAAUGGUAAAUCCUCAAAGUGAGGAAAUUACAGGUUAAACUGAUUGCAAGUAAAACAAUCAAAAAUAUGAUGAAAUGCUGUCACAGAAAGUUAUAACAAAAUUUUGUAACAGAAAUUUCACUAAUACAAAUUUACAAGAAGAUUUGUGGUUCUGCAGUUCUGAAAUAGGCAGAACUGUAACCCUCUUCUGCCUAACAGGGAAUUUGAAGGUAGCACUUAGAAAUCUUGUAUGUAACCAACAGAAAAGAAGAAAAGUAGAAGGAAGGUAUAGAUGGAAAGGAGCUAUAUGGCACACAAUAUAAAUGAGAAGUAAUGAAGCAUACAGACUGAUAAGGAGUGUUCAAAAUAUCUGGAAAAACUGGAUUGCUGCUAGCACUAAAGGCACUUGAAAGGAGUUUUUCAAAAUAUGUUGGGAACCAAGAUAUUCUAGCAAUGGCCUAGACCCUUACCAGACGGGUAUAGGUAAAACUGUUGAUAGAGAAGAUUUCUGAUUUUUUGAUACAGAGAAAAUAUUUGUUUGUAUACAGAAAGAAGUAGAAUUAAGUAUUCAGAUUACGUGAGGGUGGUGAACAGUUUUCUAGUCUAUUUAUAAACUAAGGAGGGUUUCUAACUAUCUAUUAAGCUUAGGUAUUUUCAGAUCAGUAGGCCAAGAUAACUAGCACUUCAGCAUCAUAGAAGUUUUGGCUGAGGAGGUGUCGGAUCCAUUAGAAUCAGAUAUUUGAAAACCCUGGAAUGUGAGAGGAAUCCCAAGAUACUGGAAGAGUGUUAAAGUUGUGUCAGUGUUCAUGAAGAAUAAGCAAGAUGACAGAGAUGACUUAGAAGGUUCCAUAAUAAUAAUCAUAGGCAACAGAUUGUGAAACUAAUGCAAGGCAGCUAACAAAGACUUCAAAAAUGAAAAUGAAAUUAAUAAUUUAGUAUUUGGUUUUAUUUUUUUAAAAGAUGUGAGAAAGAUACCUAACUCAUUCCUUUACAGAAUAAUACAUUUGGUUGAUAAAAGUACUGGUUGCAGAUAAGCAUGACAUUCUGAAGGAAAAAAUAGCAAUGUAUAUAAACAUCAUGAUUUGUGUCAUAUGGAUUAAUUACUGGCUAACUGUCCAAAAAGGAAACAUCAGUCACUGCUGAAAGUGUAUGCUUCUUUGACAGGGAGCCCAGUGCUAUUUAAUGUUUGCAUCAGGAAAUAUAACUAUAAAAAUUAUUGUUGACAUAAUUUGCAAACGGCAAGAAGAUCAGUAGCUAAAUCUGACAGACUCAUUCAGAUCAGCAUGGGUCAAAUGUUUAGCUGAGCAUAUUCAAACAAAGUAAGAACGCUCAGUAACGUCUGUGGAAUCUCCUAGGGUGUGAGACCUAGCAUGCUAGUUCAAAACCAUUGCUCCAUAAAUCACUAUUAGUCGCGUGACCUGAAAGAAUAUGUAACAGUGACUACUGGCAGAGUGUAACUGCUGGCAGAAGCAGUUUUUGCUUGUAUCAUUUCCUCUUCAUUUUUGAUGCCCUACCAAUCUAUAAAUAUUUUUAGUUUUGAGUGGUUGUUUUCUGUCUGUGCAUUUCCCAUGCAACUUUGUGGAGGCAAGCCUGUUGCAAGGCUCUGUGGCUGGUGAACAGGCAGGCUGAAAGCUGUGAAGAAAGGGAAAUCAUAGGACCCUCACCCAAGAGAAAUGCAGUCUAAGACCUGGGACACAGGAAAGGGAGCUCACAAAGGGACUGAGCAUUGACAGGCAGAUUAAACUCCAGCUCUUGAAGUGAAUACUUGUCCCCUUGCUCCCAGAGCUUGCUCCCCUGGAGCAGGAAUCAAUGAAGCCACUCAUGGACUAGCUGAAUGGACAUGUUGAAAACUUGAAGGUGGUCCAGAGCUAAAUGACAGGACCAAUUAGGAAGCUAGGAAAACGCCUUAGGGGGAAAGAGUUAGAGACCUUACUCUGACUUUACUAACCUAGUAUCUCUUUGUUACGCCAGAGAAAAUACAGAAUACUAAUGACAUCAUAACCUGUAAAGAAAAGCAUAGAAAGAAUCAACAGCUGUAGGUUAAAUUUAGGCAUGUUUAAAAUAGAGUAAGUUGUAAUAUAUUCAAUAGCAAGGAUGAUUGUUCUAGCUACCUCUCAAUGAAAAUGGUAGAUCAGCUCUCAAGGUCUUCAAAUAAGGUCCAGACCACAUCUCCCUACACAGAGGAAAGCUGACCUUUAUGAAGCUUCCACCUCAAUACCACAUGCUCAGGCUGAGAAGCUUCAAAUUCCACCAGUCCAGUCAUCGUUGGCCUCUAGUGGACUUAUAACGGAGGGCCUAAUGUAUGAGAAUCAUUCAAAGCUAAAAUCUGUCUCUCAUAGUCCCCCAGGCAAUGAUGGAAAGUAAGUCAUUUAAGUCUAGUGUGUAACAGGAAAGUUUUCCACACUGACCAUAGAAAUAAUACAAAACAUUCCCCUAUCUCCCCCAUCUUUGUCAAUGAACUGCCAGGAAUCACUGCAAUCUGCAUUCUACAGGUGGGGUGGGGUGGCCAGCAUUUAUGCUCUCCUACCAUACAUUACUUCCAGAUCAGAAAUUUGAAGCAGCAAGCUCCAUCUCAAGAGCUUAUCAUUACAGCCUGCUGUUGGAUCCGCUCAGUGAGUAGCAGGUGGUUCACACGCAUACACAGUGAAAUGACUCCCACACAGAUAUGGCUGCAUCAUCUUGAAAGCCUGCAGACGUCAAGGAUUUCUUUUCAAUAGCUGGAGAGCUCUUUUCUUAGAGAAAGUCAUCUUGCAGCUAUAUAUUGGCUGCUUCUCCUCUCAAGAAUCGGACUGCAGGAACACUGCCUCUGGGCUUUUCUCUGUGAAGAGGGCAAAAUGCUAAUCAAGGACAGGGAUUCACUAGCACUGUGUGGCUGCAUUUCUUAGUAACUGCCAGUCUUUUGCCAGUCUUUUGAUAAGCUCAAUUCCUCUGGCCUACUCUAUCUAGAGUUCAAUGACAGGAGCAAUGUUAAGCUAUACCAGCUUAUGAAUCUCUUGUAAUAUUCUGUUCUCUUCCUGCUCAAAAAUAAAUAAAUAAAUAAAUAAAUAAAA